UACUGGCCACUAAAAAAUAAUUGACUGGCCAUAAAGUGCGUUGUCAAAGUUUAAAAAGUUAAACCAUAGAGCCAUGAGAGUCUUGUUGAUUUUUUUGGUGGUGUUGGCGGCGGUGGCGGCGGCGCCACAGAAGUCUACGUUGCAAGCAGGACCAAGAGAUACCGGAAGCCAGCCCUUCAUCGAGGAGGUGGUGGUGGAGUCGGUGCUGAACGUGCGAGCCCCCGCCGGGAGACAAGCCAGGACCAACACCAAGACAGACUUGGCCCACGGCUCUAAGGUGGCCGAGAAAAACUAGGCUCCCUGACUGCUUAGCUAUAAGUUAUAUUAUAUAAAGUGCAGCAAAGUUUGUCAGACAACGGAAGCCAGCCGUUCAUGGAGGAAGUGCUGAACGUGUGCGCCCCCGCCGGGAGACAGGACCAUCACCAAGACAGACUACGUCCACGGCUCGAAGGUGGCCGAGAAAAACUAGGCCUGACUGCUUAGCUAUAAGUAAUACUAUAUAAAGUACCUACAGCAAAAU
Messenger RNA from Cydia strobilella, 520 nucleotides. RefSeq lists its product as uncharacterized. The transcript has 2 exons. Lineage: Eukaryota; Metazoa; Arthropoda; Insecta; Lepidoptera; Tortricidae. The record is from RefSeq and is a predicted model, not a curated record. Bases 74 to 295 code for a protein of 73 amino acids.